Periophthalmus magnuspinnatus is the source of this 4177-nucleotide messenger RNA. RefSeq names its product zinc finger protein 729-like. The transcript is spliced from 6 exons. The record is from RefSeq and is a predicted model, not a curated record. Lineage: Eukaryota; Metazoa; Chordata; Actinopteri; Gobiiformes; Gobiidae. Bases 155 to 4138 code for a protein of 1327 amino acids.
GAAACAAACAGCAGAUGCACCGGUGUGUAGAUGGAGGAAUGUUAGCGCGGAGAACGGCUAUCCCACUGUGACCGCGUCGUGUUACGGCUUUAAUCAAAGGAACUGAACUACAGCAUCCAAGAGAAUUAAGUUCACAUGUGACCAGUGUGGAAAGAUGUGGCCAUCUUCUUCCAGACUCAAAGUUCACUACAGAACUCACACAGGAGAAAGGCCAUACAGCUGUGACCAGUGUGGGAAGGCGUUUAAACAGUCUAGUGCACUCAAAGCACACAUGAGAAUCCACACAGGAGAAAGGCCAUACAGCUGUGACCAGUGUGGGAAUGAAUUUAAACAGGCUGGUGCACUCAAAGCACAUAUGAGAAUCCACACGGGAGAAAGGCCAUACAGCUGUGACCAGUGUGGGAAUGAAUUUAAACAGGCUGGUGCACUCAAAGUACAUAUGAGAAUCCACACGGGAGAAAGGCCAUACAGCUGUGACCAGUGUGGGAAGGAAUUUAAAGACUUGGGUGCGCUCAAAGUACAUAUGAGAAUCCACACGGGAGAAAGGCCAUACAGCUGUGACCAGUGUGGGAAGGAAUUUAAAGACUUGGGUGCGCUCAAAGCACACAUGAGAAUCCACACAGGAGAAAGGCCAUACAGCUGUGACCAGUGUGGGAAUGAAUUUAAACAGGCUGGUGCACUCAAAGUACAUAUGAGAAUCCACACGGGAGAAAGGCCAUACAGCUGUGACCAGUGUGGGAAGGAAUUUAAAGACUUGGGUGCGCUCAAAGUACAUAUGAGAAUCCACACGGGAGAAAGGCCAUACAGCUGUGACCAGUGUGGGAAGGAAUUUAAAGACUCGGGUACACUCAAAGUACAUAUGAGAAUCCACACGGGAGAAAGCCCCUUCAGCUGUGACCAGUGUGGGAAAGCAUUUAAACGAGCUGAUGCACUCAAAGUACAUAUGAGAAUGCACACAGGAGAAAGGCCAUACACAUGCGACCAGUGUGGGAAGGCAUUUAAAUACUCGGGUUCACUCAAAUUACAUAUGAAUAUCCACACGGGAGGAAGGCCAUACAGCUGUGACCAGUGUGGGAAUGAAUUUAAAGAGGUUGCUGCACUCAAAGUACAUAUGAGAAUCCACACGGGAGAAAGGCCAUACACAUGUGACCAGUGUGGGAAGGAUUUUAAACACUCAGGUUCACUCAAAGUACAUAUGAGAAUCCACACAGGAGAAAGGCCAUACACAUGUGACCAGUGUGGGAAGCAAUUUAAAUAUUCUAAUGUCCUCCAUCAACAUAUGAGAAUCCACACAGGAGAAAGGCCAUACAGCUGUGACCAGUGUGAGAAAGCAUUCUCUUUUUCAUCCAAUCUGAAUAGUCACAUGAGAAUUCACAGUUGUUCUACACUGUAUGAGUGUGGUCAGUGUGAAAAGGCUUUUAAAACAUCACAGCAACGCUCCAGUCACUACCGAACACACACAGGAGACAAACCAUACGACUGUGAAGAGAGUGGGAAGGCUUUAAGAUCUGUGAGGAACCGUCUGAACCAAGUUUCCAGACUGAAGAGAAAAGCAGCAGCUGUGACCAGUGUGGGAGGACCUGCUCAUCUGAAAGUGCACUGUCUUGAACACACUAAAGGAGACAGAGCUGCUGAGGCUGGAUCAUGUGAGGCUAAAGUCAGACUCAAAAAGCUGGAGAUCAGGCUUCAGAGACUCCAGACUGUGGAGUCGACCUCAGUAACUACAGCACCCGAGAGAAUGAAGUUCACAUGUGACCAGUGUGGAAAGAUGUGGCCUUUUGCUUCCAGUCUCAAAGUUCACUACAGAACUCACACAGGAGAGAAGCCAUUUAAAUGUGACCGGUGUGGAAUGGAAUUUCGACGGUCUGAUCAUCUGGAUCGACACAUGAGAGUCCACACGGGAGAAAGGCCAUACAGCUGUGACCAGUGUGGGAAGGCAUUUAAACAGUCUAGUGCACUAAAAGUACAUAUGAGAAUCCACACAGGAGAAAGCCCGUACAGCUGUGACCAGUGUGGGAAUGAAUUUAGAGACUCGGGUACACUCAGAGCACAUAUGAGAAUCCACACAGGAGAACGACCGUACAGCUGUGACCAGUGUGGGAAUGAAUUCAAACAGGCUUUUGCACUCAGAGCACAUAUGAGAAUCCACACAGGAGAAAGCCCCUACAGCUGUGACCAGUGUGGGAGAGCAUUUAAACGCGCUGAUGCACUCAACAUACAUACGAGAAUCCACACAGGAGAAAGCCCCUACAGCUGUGACCAGUGUGGGAAUGAAUUCAAACAGGCUUUUGCACUCAAAGCACAUAUGAGAAUCCACACAGGAGAAAGCCCGUACAGCUGUGACCAGUGUGGGAAGGCAUUUAAAAGUGCUGAUGCACUUAAAGUACACAUGAGAAUCCACACAGGAGAAAGCCCGUACAGCUGUGACCAGUGUGGGAAGGCAUUUAAAAGUGCUGAUGCACUUAAAGUACACAUGAGAAUCCACACAGGAGAAAGGCCAUACAGCUGUGACCAGUGUGGGAAUGAAUUCAAACAGGCUUUUGCACUCAGAGCACAUAUGAGAAUCCACACAGGAGAAAGCCCCUACAGCUGUGACCAGUGUGGGAAGGCAUUUAGAGAUUCGGGUACACUCAAAGUACAUAUGAGAAUCCACACGGGAGAACGACCGUACAUAUGUGACCAGUGUGAGAAAGCUUUCUCUCAUUCAUCCAAUCUGAAUAGACACAUGAGAAUUCACAGUUGUUCUACACUGUAUGAGUGUGGUCAGUGUGAAAAGGCUUUUAAAACAUCGCAGCAACGCUCCAGUCACUACCGAACACACACAGGAGACAAACCAUACGACUGUGAAGAGAGUGGGAAGGCUUUAAGAUCUGUGAGGAACCGUCUGAACCAAGUUUCCAGACUGAAGAGAAAAGCAGCAGCUGUGACCAGUGUGGGAGGACCUGCUCAUCUGAAAGUGCACUGUCUUGAACACACUAAAGGAGACAGAGCUGCUGAGGCUGGAUCAUGUGAGGCUAAAGUCAGACUCAAAAAGCUGGAGAUCAGGCUUCAGAGACUCGAGACUGUGGAGUCGACCUCUGACUUGGAGAACUCUCUGCCACUACUCCUAACUACAGCACCCGAGAGAAUGAAGUUCACAUGUGACCAGUGUGGAAAGAUGUGGCCAUCUUCUUCCAGACUCAAAGUUCACUACAGAACUCACACAGGAGAAAGACCGUACAGCUGUGACCAGUGUGGGAAUGAAUUCAAACAGGCUGGUGCACUCAAAGAACAUAUGAGAAUUCACACAGGAGAAAGGCCAUACAACUGUGACCAGUGUGGGAAAGCAUUUAACCGCAGUGAUGCACUAAAAGCACAUAUGAGAAUCCACACGGGAGAAAGGCCAUACAGCUGUGACCAGUGUGGGAAAGCAUUUAACCGUGGUGAUGCACUAAAAGCACAUAUGAGAAUCCACACAGGAGAAAGGCCAUACAGCUGUGACCAGUGUGGGAAGGAAUUUAAAGACUUGGGUAAACUCAAAGUACAUAUGAGAAUCCACACGGGAGAAAGGCCAUACAGCUGCGACCAGUGUGGGAAGGCAUUUACACAGUCUAGUGCACUCAAAGAACAUGUGAGAAUCCACACAGGAGAAAGACCGUACAGCUGUGACCAGUGUGGGAGAAAAUUUAAACGCGCUGAUACACUCAACAUACAUAUGAGAAUCCACACAGGAGAAAGGCCAUACGUAUGUGACAAGUGUGAGAAAGCGUUCUCUUCUUCAUCCAGUCUGAGUAGACACAUGAGAAUUCACAAGUGUUUUAGACUGUAUGAGUGUGGUCAGUGUGAAAAGGCUUUUAAAACAUCGCAGCAACGCUCCAGUCACUACCGAACACACACAGGAGACAAACCAUACGACUGUGAAGAGAGUGGGAAGGCUUUAAGAUCUGUGAGGAACCGUCUGAACCAAGUUUCCAGACUGAAGAGAAGAGCAGCAGCUGUGACCAGUGUGGGAGGACCUGCUCAUCUGAAAGUGCACUGUCUUGAACACACUAAAGGAGACAGAGCUGCUGAGGCUGGAUCAUGUGAGGCUAAAGUCAGACUCAAAAAGCUGGAGAUCAGGCUUCAGAGACUCCAGACUGUGGAGUCGACCUCUGUGUAGAGUCAAAAAGUACAAACAUUAUAUGUUAAGAUUAAGAUU